Molecule: messenger RNA, 285 nt
Organism: Henningerozyma blattae CBS 6284
Lineage: Eukaryota; Fungi; Ascomycota; Saccharomycetes; Saccharomycetales; Saccharomycetaceae
Gene: ELC1
Product: elongin C
Exons: 1
Coding region: 1-285 (94 amino acids)
Biological process (GO): ubiquitin-dependent protein catabolic process
Cellular component (GO): elongin complex
Molecular function (GO): protein-macromolecule adaptor activity
Source: RefSeq, a predicted model, not a curated record
AUGUCAGAUAAAGAAGUUAUAUUAAUAUCUAAGGAAGGUAUUUCACAUCCAGUAAAAUAUGAAGUUUGUACAAUCUCGUCUACUAUUCGCAAAAUAUUACAAGAGAAAUUCCAAGAGGGAAUAAGCUUUGAAAUAGAAUUAAAACAAUUUAAUGAUGAAAUAAUAAAGAAGGUCAUUGAAUAUAUGGAAUAUAAGUAUCGAGGAGAUGAAGAAGAAGAAGAGUUUGAAGUUGCUACCGAUAUGUCUUUAGAGUUAUUGAUUGCAGCAGAUUAUUUAGAUAUAUAG